AUGGAGCUAGAUGUGGAUUUGACUGCACUGAAACCUGCCCGUGAUAUCGAUGAUUAUCCGAAAAUGCCCGAAAUAGCAUUCGAUAAGGACACUAAUAAGAGAAGCGCAGUAUCGAAAGAGGAGGAACCACCUAGCACUAACACUACGACGCCUUUCUUCCCCGAAGUGACUACCGAAUCUUCUUCAUCUCUGGAAAAGCACAAGUUUCCUUCAAUGAGAACGGAGGAGAUCACCACGGAAGUCUCUAUCAAAGAGCUCAAUCAAAACUCGUCUUCUUCCACGGGCAGUACUGUGAGUGGUUUGGAAGAAGGUGAAGAUUUGGAGCUAACGACGCAAGAACCGGAGCCGGAGACAACCGAGUUUAUCAUAACCACCACCACACAUCCUCCGUACUGCAUACCAUACCGUGACCAUCCCACCAUUUCUCGUUGCCACAAAAGUCUCAUGGCGAAGUUGUCUGCGAUCGCGGGGGAAUCACCGGAAUCUGCUUCUGUACGAUUUCCACUCUACAAUGUUUCCAUUGAUACCUUGGUCGAGCUCUGCGAUGACUUUGGGGAUGCAAAGAAAUGCAUGGACGGAGUGGAAAAUCUCUGCCGACAUCCGCUGCUUGAAUUCUUCGACCAACAAUUCACUUCUACCUGCAAACUUCUAAAAAUGAGAGAUUUUGACGUCGAUUACGUCUGCAUACAAGAGAAGCUAAUUUCAAGAACUGACUGUAUGGUCUACAUAAAUGGAACAGUGCAUCCCGAAGACAAAUGUACUGGACAUGAAGAUUUUCUAAGGUGGAGUUACUGCUGGAUGUUGCUAACAAGCUAA
This is a messenger RNA of Ostertagia ostertagi, 816 nucleotides long. The record is from the annotation of a GenBank genome assembly. NCBI's taxonomy places the organism in Eukaryota, Metazoa, Nematoda, Chromadorea, Rhabditida, Trichostrongylidae.